AUGCUGCUGCAGCAGGGCGUGAAGGCUGGCGCCGCAGCCUCAGGUUGGAACGAAUGUGCACUUAAGAGUGCUUACUUUAAGGCCCUGAAUGACAACAUUAAAGAUGAACUCGCCACAUUAGACGAACCUGCUAGUUUGGAGGAUUUAAUCCGUUUGACCAUCAGACUUAGAUCCUGUGACCUCUCAGAGAGAACUUGUGAAGUUCUGUCAUCAGUUCUGAGGUGCAAGUCCUGCUCUCUGAGAGAGGUUGACCUACAGAACAACAACCUCCAAGAUUCAGGGGAGAAGUUUCUGCCUGAUCCAGACUGGACAUUGGUAAUAUUCAGGGAGCCUGAUGGAGUCCGAUGGUUGAAACCAGCACUGAGGAAGUAUUCCUGUCAGCUCACUAUCGACACAAACACAGUGAACAAAAAUCUGAAGCUGUCUGAAGAUAACAGGAAGGUGACAAAGGUGAAGGAGCUUCAGUCGUACCCUGAUCAUCCAGACAGAUUUUAUGGCUGGCCUGAGCUGCUGUGUAGUGAUGGUCUUAUUGGUCGCUGUUACUGGGAGGUCGAGUGGAGAGGACCGGUUUAUAUAUCAGUGAGUUACAGAAGAAUCAUGAGGAAAGGAGACAGUGGAGACUGUUGGUUUGGAUGGAAUGAUCAUUCCUGGACUCUAAACUGCUCUGAUCAUGGUUACUCUGUCCGGCACAAUAAGGAGCAUCAAUCAAUCUCCUCCUCCUCUGUCUCUAACAGAGUAGCAGUGCAUGUGGACUGUCCUGCUGGCAUUCUGUCCUUCUAUAGAGUCUCCUCUGACUCACUGAUCCACCUCUUCACCUUCAACACCACAUUCACUGAACCUCUUUAUCCUGGAUUCUUUCUCUUUCCUGAUUCCUCAGUGUUUCUGUGUUGAGUCUCCUCCUGUCGGGGAAACCCUCUCACUGUUGAACAGAUAUUUUGGUCUUUACAUGUCUGUCUUUUUUUUAACAUUCAGUCGGUUUCUUUCUGAAACUCCUGGAAAAGAUUCCUUGUAAACGUUGUCCUCUUCCAAUCCUUUAAAGAUGGAAGCUGGGAUUAUUCUAUAUGUUUGGUUCUUUUUCUAGUCAAAGCUUCAUUUAGGGUUUACUGCCAAUGUGUUUUCGCUGCUAUACCAAGGCUGAUGCUCGAGCUGGUUGUGUUUUGGUUCUUAAUGUCUCUGUAGCAAUAGCUUUAUCCUGGCUCUGAAGCUCACCAUCAGAGGAAAUGUUUACAUUUCUAUCUCCAUUCUUGU
Molecule: messenger RNA, 1248 nt
Organism: Cyprinodon tularosa
Lineage: Eukaryota; Metazoa; Chordata; Actinopteri; Cyprinodontiformes; Cyprinodontidae
Product: stonustoxin subunit alpha-like
Exons: 5
Coding region: 1-891 (296 amino acids)
Molecular function (GO): protein binding
Source: RefSeq, a predicted model, not a curated record